GUCCAACGGAGCAUGGGGCCUAAAUAUAGAUACGUGCAUAGGUUAUAUAUCGGAAGAUAGUAGGAACUAAUUUACUUUUUUUCGAAUAAUCAUGACUUUCAAAACAUGGUGUAUUUGAUGCAUUUAUCUACGAAAUAUAUUAACAGAUGUAAGUGUUAAUCAAAAAAUGGGUUACGGCAAAAGUGAAAACUCUGGUCGGAAUAUGUUUAGUGACCUUGACCGCGGUUGGUCGUGGAUGAUAUUAUUUGCUAGUUUCAGUUCUUUCUUCCUGCUUGGAGGUCUGAUUAAUUCUGUCGGCGUCAUUCAUUCAGUGCUGUUGGAAAAAUAUAAAGAAAGUGUGUCAUUGACAGCAUGGGUGGGAUCUCUACAUUCGGCUUUACUCUUGUUUGGAGCACCUGUCUCGAGCAUUGUGACAGACCGAUUCAGCUGCAGAGUGGCUAUAGUGCUGUCUGGUAUCUUCUUUAUCAUAGGGUACUUAGGGACUGCAUUUGCAACAAACGUAAGAGUUGCUAUACUCACGUGUGGGAUCAUUGGAGGAAUAGGAGCAGGCCUUGGAUGCAACGCUAGCUUGGUUGUAAUAGGCUUCAAUUUUGACAAAAGAAGAGAUCUGGCGCUAGGUAUUUCUUUAUCAGGUGUUGGAACAGGUGUGUUCGUUCUCGCACCACUAAUGCAAGCAACACGUGAUUAUUAUGGUUCCAUAGGAUUCUUCGUAAUUUUAGCAGCAAUGUCUGCAAAUAUUGUUACAUGUGGUAUGUUAUGUUUUCCAAGUCAGAUGGAAAGGCAUGCUAAAUCAGAAAGAAAUAGAGACAGGCUCAGAUCUAAACUAAGUUCCAAUAAUAAUCACUUUUUUGCAGUGAUUCGAACAUACGUCUCUGUGUUGGCUAACCGCGGAGUUAUACUGAUGUGUUCAUCGUUCUUUAUAUAUUCUAUUGGUUCAUUUCUGGUUUAUCUUCAUUUACCACAUUAUAUAGAAUCUAAAGGUCACAGCGGAGCUCAGGCAGCGUUCCUAGUCGCUCUGAUAGGUAUAAUUUCGGCUGUGAGUCGUAUCUUAACAGGGCUAGUGGCAAACACACAUAGAAUUGAUAACGUCAUUAUAUAUUCAGUUUCUAUAGCGAUAUUUGGUUCAGCAACGCUAGUUUAUCCAUUUAUCGCGGAUAAUUAUUCAGGGCAUGUUAUAUAUGUGUGUUUCGUAGGGCUAUUUUAUGGAUGCUGUUAUGUAGUGUCUGCAGGGGUACACGUGAACUUUGUUGGAAUCAAUUACAUAUCGUCUGCUGUCGGACUACAGUUCUUCUGUGGAGGAGCAGGCGGAAUCAUUGGUCCGGUAUUCGCAGGUGUGCUUGUUGAUCAAGGUGGAACAUACAACCAGUCAAUUAUUGUGGCAGCAUGUUGUUUACUGAUAUCUUCUAUACUUGGUGCUGUACUUCUAUGUAUUCCAAAACCUGCCAUUAUAAAAGACGCUCCAAGUGAUAAAUGUAAGACCGAUGGUGAUGAAUGCGAAACAACAUUCGAUCUCAACGACGACGACAACAAACGGCUUUGACGCGACAUGAUAAUAUCAGUAUAUAAUAACUGCAGGAUGGUGUUGAUACACCUCGAGUUGAAACUCGUAAUCUCGAAUUCUAAGGUGCCGUGCGUUUUACUUCAAGAAAUUAAAAGUUUGUGUUUUUGCUUCAAAAAUAAUUAUUGCCGUUAUCUCAUAUGCAUAGACCCUACUCAUGUCACUUAAAAUGGCAUAUAGAUUUUAUAUAGAUUGUGAGAAUAUGUAUCAGUUUUAAACGGGUUUUAUAGCUUUUACUGAUUAUAUUUGAAACACAUGAUCAACAAAUUCGUUGUUUGUU
Messenger RNA from Mercenaria mercenaria, 1838 nucleotides. RefSeq names its product monocarboxylate transporter 4-like. The coding region runs from base 167 to 1540 and encodes 457 amino acids. Gene Ontology annotation, biological process: transmembrane transport; monocarboxylic acid transport. Lineage: Eukaryota; Metazoa; Mollusca; Bivalvia; Venerida; Veneridae. Gene Ontology annotation, molecular function: monocarboxylic acid transmembrane transporter activity. The record is from RefSeq and is a predicted model, not a curated record. The transcript is spliced from 5 exons.